Messenger RNA from Metarhizium acridum CQMa 102, 399 nucleotides. RefSeq lists its product as uncharacterized. Lineage: Eukaryota; Fungi; Ascomycota; Sordariomycetes; Hypocreales; Clavicipitaceae. The record is from RefSeq and is a predicted model, not a curated record.
AUGGCACUCGCUACUGCGCAUCUCCGCGUAGCCAGGCCGACUGAUAACGUGGACGCGCUGCUGCCCUUCUACUGCGACGGGCUGGGCUUCCAAGUUCUGCUGCGCUUCAAGGGACACGACGGUUUCAACGGGGUCAUGCUGGGACACAGAAACGCCGCGUACCAUCUCGAGUUCACGAGCAAGACGGGACAUGAGGCGGGGACGGCCCCGACGCAGGACAACCUCCUCGUUUUCUACCUCGCGGACUCGGAGCCAUAUCGUGCCGCUGUUUCGAGCAUGGAGAGGAGCGGGUUCAGCCCUGUGGCCAGCUUCAACCCGUACUGGGAUAAAUGCGGAACGACUUUUGAAGACGCGGACGGCUACAGGAUUGUUUUGGCCAAUAUGGCAGCGCCUAUUUAG